Messenger RNA from Exophiala viscosa, 1125 nucleotides. Its product is annotated as alpha-methylacyl-CoA racemase. The record is from RefSeq and is a predicted model, not a curated record. Bases 1 to 1125 code for a protein of 374 amino acids. Lineage: Eukaryota; Fungi; Ascomycota; Eurotiomycetes; Chaetothyriales; Herpotrichiellaceae. Gene Ontology annotation, molecular function: catalytic activity. The transcript has 2 exons.
AUGGCGGCAAAUGUUCCACCCUUGAAAGGGCUCAAAGUCCUCGAGUUGGGAGGUCUCGCACCCUCACCAUUCGCAGGUCUGAUUUUAGCCGACUAUGGCGCCGACGUGGUCAGAGUCGACCGGCUUGUCACGCCAUUCGGCCCUCCUCGCGACACACUAUGUCGUCACAAACGCUCGAUAGUAAUCGAUUUGAAACACGACACCUCACGUCGCGCAUUCUUAGAGCUCGUCAAAGUUGCCGACGUGCUCAUCGACCCAUAUCGCCCCGGCGUAAUGUCCCGUCUGGGUCUCGGUCCUGAGACGCUGCGGCAAAUCAAUCCCAGGCUGAUCUACGCACAUCUACACGGCUUCCGGCCGGACGGCAUGUAUGGCAAGCGAGCGGGCCACGACAUCAAUUACUUGGCCGUCUCUGGGAUAUUGUCUCUCCUGGGACGAAAGGGCGAAAAGCCUGCGCCGCCGUGUAACAUCCUAGGCGACUUUGCGGGCGGAGGUCUCGUCUGCGUGACGGGCAUCCUCAUGGCGCUACUUCAUCGCUCGGUCACGGGCCAAGGACAGGUUGUCACGGCAAAUAUGGUUGACGGGAGUGCUUAUCUUGCAACCUUCCCUAGGCAGCAGUUGGGACACACCAAUAUGGAUAAGCCGCGGGGCGAGAAUCUGUUGGAUGGCGCCGCGCCGUUUUAUGAGGUAUAUGAGACGAAAGAUGGCAGGUUCGUCGCCGUAGGAGCACAGGAGCCCCAAUUUUUCAGUCUGCUUUUAGCCGGGCUAGGGUUGGAGGAGAAAGAUCUGCCGAAGCAGUGGGACCGGGAGAGAUGGCCGGAGUUGAAGGCUGUUUUUACGGAGGUGUUUGCUCGGAAGACGAUGGUGGAGUGGCGCGCUGUGUUUGAUGAUACCGACGGUUGUGUCUCGCCGGUGCUUGAGAUGGGCGAGACCGAGAGGCCAUAUAAGCCGCUUGUCGAGAUGUCUGGGUCACCGAGCUUAAAUGUCGAUGUGCAGGAGGAUUACCCUGAGUUGAAGAAGGGGGAGGGGUGUCAAGAGGUCUUGCACGAGUGGGUACCGGGGCUGGAGAAGGCCAUGGACGUUGAUGCUACGUCGAAGUUGCUAACUCUGGCGAGGGCCAAGUUAUGA